AAACGCAUAAAGAAUAUAGAGCUAGAAGUGAUAGACUAUUGAUUUUGAAAUACCAAACGCAAUACACACAAUCGUUCCUUGACGUGAUUAGGAGUCUGAGGAAUAACUGACUUUCUGGGUUAGGCAUGGAGCCCGCUUGAAUAAUUUUCUUUAGCACUUCUCUUUUCACUUCUCAAGCAAAGCUCUCCUUGGCCAAAAUCUUAUUUCGUUUACUUACUCCAGUAUUCCAGCAUUAUGAGAGGGAGGGAUGCCCCUCGGUUCCCCCAAUUCCUCUCGGAAUUUUGAGAAAAAAAGACCGAGCAUUCAUCGUAUGAAAUGAAAGCAAGAUAGCACCCAGUUUCAUGCACGGGCCGUAGAAAAAUCACUCAAAAUGGAUUUAAAGAGGGCGAUUAUUUCUAUGACUCGUAUCUUUGGGUGCAACGUUUAACUUUGCUGAGGAAAACCCUUUCUCCAAGUGGAAAAAAGACAGUGCCAAAAUUAUUCCUGCACUUUAUUGCAGCAUGAUUUUCACUUGGCAAACCGUAUGCUAUAUUGAGUAUGCCAUGCAGGAUCAAUGACUCGGAGAUACAUUUAAUUUACUGUCAAUGUACAUGUAUGAGUAUACUUCAUAGUACACUGUUCACUGUCCCUGCCUAAAUCUCUCAUUUCUACAUGGAUUUUUAUACAGGUAGCGAAUUAGUUGAUCAUUGAAAAAGAAAAUGAUUAAAAACCCAUUGUCAUAUUUUUAUUUUCCUCUUAAGCUUGAUUAUUUUUAUUGCGCUCUUAAGUUAAUAUUAUUAACUUUCCGGUGCACGAUUAACUGAAUACAGUACCAAAACGCAACCUGGUUUACUAGACCUACACUGACACCAGAUGGCGCUAUUGCAUGUCUCUGAAAACCGGAACCACUUCCAAACGUAAACAUUAUUAAUUGACUGCGGGAGUCAACAUGGCGGGGCUACAGAAGAGCCUUUUGUUGGCAAAAACUUGCUACAUUUCUGGACAUGCGAAAGUAAUUUCGGCCCUCGUCACCGGCUUCAGGCAACCACAUUUUACAAGAUGCCUAUCUACCUCGCUUCCGCACCCUGCAAACCAAGUAUCUACGGUGCAUAUUCCAGAACUGGAAACUUUUGAAAAGAUGGGCCACACUUUCGAAAGUCACCAGCAACUGUAUCAGUUUUCGCUGCGUGAACCAGACAAGUUCUGGGGGACGCUAGCCCGGUCGAGGCUACGCUGGUACAAGGACUUUGAUAAGGUCUCGGAAGUCGAUUGGGCCGAGGGGAAAAACGCCUGGUUUCUAGGAGGAAAGAUUAACGUGUCUGUGAAUUGCAUUGAUCGACACAAGGAGGCAAAUCCAGACCGAGUUGCUCUCAUAUGGGAGAAAGAUGAACCAGGACAAGAAGAGAGGAUUACAUACAAACAGCUGUAUGACAUGACCAAUCAAAUUGCCAAUGCCUUGAAGACCCAAGGGGUGAAGAAAGGUGACCGUGUGGCCAUCUACAUGCCUGUCUCCCCCCUUGCUGUGGCUUCCAUGAUGGCCUGUGCUCGGAUCGGUGCUAUCCACAGUGUUGUGUUUGCUGGCUUCAGCGCUGAAGCAUUAGCCAGCCGGAUUAGAGACGGCGAUGCGCAGACGAUAAUCACGGCAGACCAGGCCGUGAGGGGGGGCAAGGUGAUUGAACUCAAGAAGACUGUUGACAGUGCUGUCAGUCUGUGUCCAAACAUCAAGCGUGUGUUUGUAGCCAAGAGGACGGGGAACCCUGUGCCCAUGUCACAGACUGACAUUCCACUGGAGGAGGCCAUGUCCAGAGAGUCCACAGAAUGCCAACCAGAAAUCCUGGACUCGGAGGACCUCCUCUUCAUGUUGUACACAUCAGGAUCCACGGGGGCACCCAAGGGCCUGUCACACUCCCAGGCAGGCUAUCUACUGUAUGCAUCACUCACGCAUCAGAUGGUGUUUAACUACCAGCCUAGUGAUGUGUACGCCUGUGUAGCAGAUAUCGGCUGGAUCACAGGCCACACCUAUGUAGUCUACGGUCCACUAAGCAAUGGGGCUACCACUGUCCUGUUCGAGAGCACGCCGACCUACCCUGAUCCAGGUCGGUACUGGGAGAUGGUUGAAAGGUUGAAGUUGAACCAGUUCUACGGCGCCCCUACAGCCAUUCGACUCCUCCUCAAGUUUGAUUCUUCCUACGUCACCAAAUAUGACCGUUCCACGCUCAAGACGCUUGGCUGCGUUGGUGAGCCGCUCAACCAUGAGGCUUGGGAAUGGUACAAUGACAUAGUAGGAGAAGGAAGGUGCUCUCUAGCAGACACAUGGUGGCAAACAGAGACUGGAGGCAUUAUGAUCACUCCCCGCCCAUCCAGCCCUGGGGCUGAGAUCCACCACGGUCCAAUGACGCCAUUCCUUGGUAUUGAGCCUGUUCUCAUGAGCGACACAGAUCAUACAGUAGAGAUGACUGGGAAUAGUGUAUCUGGUGCCCUGUGUGUCAGACGGCCCUGGCCAGGUAUAGCUCGGACCAUCUACGGCAACCACCAGCGAUACAUUGAGACUUACUUCAAACCAUACACAGGUGUCUAUUUCAGUGGUGACGGGGCCCAUCGUGAUAGGCGCGGCCAUUACCAUAUUACCGGUCGCAUGGAUGAUGUCAUUAAUGUCAGUGGUCAUCGCAUAGGAACUGCAGAGAUUGAGGACGCUAUGGAUGAACACCCAGCUGUAGCAGAGACAGCAGUGGUUGGUUUCCCCCAUGACAUCAAAGGAGAAGGCAUAUACGCCUACAUCAUUCUCAAGGAGGGAGUCAGCGAGUCAGAGGAAGACAUCAUUAAGGAACUGAAGCAGGCGGUGAGACAGAAGAUAGCUGCCUACGCCGUGCCAGAUUUGAUACAGAUCACCCCAGGCCUUCCAAAAACACGAUCCGGGAAGAUCAUGCGUCGCAUCCUGCGCAAGGUGUGUGCCAACCAGAGCGAUGAACUGGGAGAUGUGUCCACGCUGGCGGACCCCUCCAUCGUGGAGGUCAUUGUCAAGAACCAUGUGAGGAUCAGCCAGAAAUGAACUCGAGUACACAAUGCUGUGGCUUCCAUUGAUCCUAGGGUUCAAACCUUUCUUUGGAAUGCUCUCCAGGAAAUUCCUGGACUUUAGCCAGUCUUGGUCCCAAAAUCCUGAUCUAGAGUUUUGUAUACAUGUAUCUUAGUUUUGUUUUGUGUGUGUUUCCCCUGAAAAGUUUUCUGUAUUUUUAUUCAACUUUCAAGAUUGAAAUACAUAUUUCAUAUUUAACUCAACCUUAGAACCAACAGCAUUCAUGGAUCCAGUGCUUUGGUUAUAAAUAUCCCAUGCCUUCAGGAAAUCAGAAAUAUUCAGGUUUUUAGCCAUUGUUUUUAACCAGUCUAUUCACUGUUUGCAACUGCUUCUAACGCCCACUUUUUUUACCAAGCAGAAAUUCCAGCAAAUGGGCAAUUUGAACAUAUCAAAGUGGGAUCAUUAAUGAAGAUAUAUUGCCGUAGUCCCACAGCUCAAUUGAAAAAACAAUCAGUGGUCAGGUUACAUGGAUGUUUGACAUCCAGCCAUAUUGCGGAGCCACAGUGGUAAUAUUAAAUCUUUGCUGAGACUUGUUCUUGAUCACGUGGAGACAGCCUUCUCUUAUCUGGAAGCCGGGGAAGAUAGCGUGACACCGUGUGACUAGAAAGGUUUUUUUGUAAUCAAAGCCAUAAUUGGUUUCAAAUGAGUUAUUAGCGAAUUGUGUGAAUAGAUCCUUUGCAAAAUAUUUUAUUCAUUGUAUUGUAAAUUCACUUGUGCCCUAUUCAUUUGAACGCACAAAAUUAACGACCACAAUUCUACUCUGCCAUCUGUUUCAGUAUUGCAAUUCAUAGCGACGAUCACAUUUUUAAGAGGCUAUCCAGAGAGGUUUUCAGGAAAUUUUGGCACCCUACUCAAAACUUGGCCUUAUUUUCUGUUUUGUUUCUUAAUUGAUUGCCUUCUUUGUUUCGCUUGUGGUGCCAGCAUGAAAUUAUUUUGUUUUUAAUUCAGGUCAUAACAUACCUACAUCUAUCAACAUGCUCAAAUAACCGCCUCUCUGUCGGCUAGAUAAGUUUCUAUACUAGUUGAAAGAGUAAAUAAGUCUGUCCAAUUUAUGGAAACCACUUCCAAACAAGGGGAAAAUUGCAGCAAGAAGAGUUUUUGUUAUAAUGACAUAUUUUAUGGGCAAGCUGAAAUGUUUAUAAUUUUGCAGAAAUCAAACAGGUUGAAAUGAAGAUAAUGUAGUCUCCAAAAGGAUUAGGUCUCUAUGUAUAACCAGACAAAUGGCCCUUGCAAUUUAUAGGUGACAUACUGUGCAUUUUUCACUCACUUUCAUGAGUAUCAAAACCUGAAAGAGAAAGACACAAAGAGACAUUCUUUUUUCAAAGACUUGUCAGUUUCUGAAGCAGUGUCGCUGAAUGCAGGUAAUGGGCUUGCCCUUUUCACAGCUUGUGUGAGGUUUAAUGGGAAAUUUAUGAAGUCCAUUUGUGGUGGAAAAACACCUCGCAGGCCUUUGAAGUUUUUCUUUGAGUUUUCCUAAAUUGCACCUAUUUCAUUUCGCACUUGAUAGGCAUUCACGCCUUUUAGGUUUUUCAUUUUAUUGUUAUUAUUUGAAUGCUGCAGGCCACUCCUGUGCCGUUUAAAUGAAUUCAUUACAUGUAUGUAUCUUAUUAGCCGUCUUUCUACUAUUAAUGUAUGUUAGAUAUGAAAGACAAGUAAUCAUGAUCAAACUGAUUUUGACGAGUGGUAACUGGAACUCUGUCUUGGUUAAGUGCUUCUUCUGACAAUGUCAGAGCAGAAUCGCUGACAAGGUGCAGUACGUUUUAAACAGCUGGGCUUGGAAGCUUUUUCAAAUAUUCCCAAACAGCUGCAAAUAAAAUUUGUUGUUACAAUUGGGAGUGAAUGUCAAUUACGACUGAAAUAAAAUUAAUAAAAACGAAGAAAAAAUUUGUGCACAUGUAUAUAUGUAA
Molecule: messenger RNA, 4959 nt
Organism: Acanthaster planci (crown-of-thorns starfish)
Lineage: Eukaryota; Metazoa; Echinodermata; Asteroidea; Valvatida; Acanthasteridae
Gene: acss1
Product: acyl-CoA synthetase short chain family member 1
Cellular component (GO): mitochondrion
Molecular function (GO): AMP binding; acetyl-CoA synthetase activity
Source: RefSeq, a predicted model, not a curated record